AUGUCUGGGGAGAAGCAGGGCCCGCAGGUGCCGGUGAUCGUGUACGAGCCGCGGCCCGAACCCUCGGCCCCGGAGUUCGGGCAGGACGGGGGCUACGAGUAUCCUUCCCCCCCGCCCUACUCCUACCGAGAGAGCGUCACCAUCGAGCAGCCCGUUUAUUUGGUGCCCCAGCCUCCGAUCAUCGUCGCAGGGAUCUUCUCCAGCAAACCAACCUCCACAAUCUGUCCUUCCUGCCGCCAGCACAUCACCACCCAGGUCACCUACAGACUGGGCAGGCUGUCCUACCUCCUGUGCACCAGCCUGUGCAUGGUUGGGUGCUGCUUCGGAUGCUGCUUCGUCCCUCUCUUUGUGAAGCUCUUCAAGGACGCAGAUCAUUACUGCCCAUGCUGCCAAUUUCACAUUUAUAGAUACAAAAGACUAUAG
This is a messenger RNA of Poecile atricapillus (Black-capped chickadee), 423 nucleotides long. RefSeq names its product LITAF domain containing (gene LITAFD). The transcript has 4 exons. Gene Ontology annotation, molecular function: zinc ion binding. Lineage: Eukaryota; Metazoa; Chordata; Aves; Passeriformes; Paridae. The coding region runs from base 1 to 423 and encodes 140 amino acids. The record is from RefSeq and is a predicted model, not a curated record.